Sciurus carolinensis (gray squirrel) is the source of this 1381-nucleotide messenger RNA. RefSeq names its product archaemetzincin-1-like. Gene Ontology annotation, biological process: proteolysis. The transcript is spliced from 6 exons. The coding region runs from base 1 to 1089 and encodes 362 amino acids. Lineage: Eukaryota; Metazoa; Chordata; Mammalia; Rodentia; Sciuridae. The record is from RefSeq and is a predicted model, not a curated record. Gene Ontology annotation, molecular function: metallopeptidase activity.
AUGGGCAGGUCGUCUGGGGUGGGCCUGGGACCUGCGUUUCUCACACUCCAGGUCCUCAGCUUCCCAGAUGGCAUCCUGUCCUUCUUGAAGAACAACAAGCCAGAUGACGCCCUGUGCGUGCUGGGCCUCACGCUGUCUGACCUGUACCCGCGCGAGACCUGGAGCUUCACCUUCAGCAAGUUCCUGCCGGGGCAUGAUGUGGGCGUCUGCAGCUUCGCCCGGUUCUCAGGGGAAUUCUCGCAGGUGGGGCCCAGUGCCCUUGAUCCAGCUCUGCUUGAGGUGGCAGCAAAUGGCCCCGAGACCCCUCUCCGGGACGGAGGCAGGAGCCAGUGCUUCAGCGCCCUGGGGGUGGUACAGUGCUGCAAGGUCACAUGCCACGAGCUCUGUCACCUCCUGGGCCUGGGGAACUGCCGCUGGCUCCGCUGCCUCAUGCAAGGUGCGCUCAGCCUGGAUGAGGCCCUGAGGCGGCCCCUGGACCUCUGCCCCAUCUGCCUGCAGAAGCUGCAGCACAUCCUGGGUUUCCGGCUCGCUGACAGGUACAAGAGACUCCACGCCUGGACGCAGGCAGCAGCGGGCUCGUGGCCCUGCCCGGAAGCUGGAGAGCCGUCUGUCUCGGAGGACACCCCGCCCUUCAGCGCAGACUCUGGCAUGUGCUGUGAGAGCGACUCCGAGCCCGUCACCAGCCCGUCAGAGCCCCUCACGCCUGAUGCAUGGAGUCAUGCCUUCCCUGAGGGGCCUGAGGAUGGGCAGAGCUCCCUGGUGGCCUCGGAGGCUCUGCCGAAGCUGGGGGGCUCUGUGGAGGCCAUCGAGGAGCACAGACGGUGGCUGGCCACGUGCAUCCAGGCCCUGGAACGGGACGUGGCCGAGGAGGAGCUGGUGCAGGUGGACAGGGCGGUGGAUGCCCUGGACCGGUGGGAGAUGUUCACAGGGCAGCUCCCGGUGACCAGGCAAGACCUGCCCUGUGGCAGGGACAAUGCAGGGCUGUGCAAGGCCCUGGGGGACAAGCUCUCCUCCCUGAGGCGGCGGCUGAGCACACACAGAGUCUCCAGGGCCGAGUCUUCCCCCUGCCGCUGGGACGGGGAGAGUUAGUGCGGCAAGAUGGCCCGUCCAGUGCAGGAAGGUCAGCGCCUGGCAUCUUUCCCGGAUGCCAACUGAUCACGGCCGCCAGUCAGGGGCACGGCGGGUCCUCGGAAGUUGAGGAGGCUGCUUCUGGCUGGCUCCUUGGGUCCCUGUGCCCGCCUGCUCACCCCAAAGCACAGCCUGGUCGCAGGGCACUGGUGGCGGAGCAGCCCGCAGUCUGGGGAGCGCCUCUGCCCCCUCUCGGGGCUCCACCCCGACGGAGGGCCAGGGGGGCUGAGCUUGCCUUCUGCCUGCAGGCCGG